CCCAGACAUAACGUUGCAGAAAAUGGCUGAGGAAUGUCAGCGCCUGAUCAAUUUGAAGCAUGAUUCCCGUAUGGUGGAACAGCAGCAGAUCAACAUGGCAGAUGUCAGACCGGUCAGAGCACACAAACAGGAGUCCAAAAAGCCACCAACAGCAUGUUGGAACUGUGGCGCAUGGCACUACGCCUCACAGUGCACUUUUCGCCGACAUCGGUGCAAUCAGUGUCAACGCUUUGGUCACAAAGAUGGUUUCUGCAAGCCACGCAACUCAACUAAAGCUGACAAUUCCAACAAACGGUUUCCGAAACCACCGCAGAAG
Molecule: messenger RNA, 316 nt
Organism: Dicrocoelium dendriticum
Lineage: Eukaryota; Metazoa; Platyhelminthes; Trematoda; Plagiorchiida; Dicrocoeliidae
Source: the annotation of a GenBank genome assembly